This is a messenger RNA of Exophiala oligosperma, 750 nucleotides long. RefSeq lists its product as uncharacterized. The coding region runs from base 1 to 750 and encodes 249 amino acids. The transcript has 4 exons. Gene Ontology annotation, molecular function: oxidoreductase activity. The record is from RefSeq and is a predicted model, not a curated record. NCBI's taxonomy places the organism in Eukaryota, Fungi, Ascomycota, Eurotiomycetes, Chaetothyriales, Herpotrichiellaceae.
AUGUCGAACGUUAAUUUUCCCAAAGUGGUGACCAUUACUGGGGCAGCUUCGGGAAUUGGACGAGCCACCGCGAAGCUCCUUACAGCCAAAGGCUAUAUUGUCUCGAUAGCGGACCGAAACUCGGAAGGGCUCGCUGAAACAUUCAAGUCUCUUCAGGACGCAGGACUACCCCAUGGCGUCAAGCACCUGGCUACCACCAUUGAUGUAACCAACAGUCAGCAGGUCAACGCUUGGAUCAACAAAACCCUGGAAGAAUACGGUCGAAUCGAUGCGGCGGCAAACAUUGCUGGAAUACUGUACGACGACAGAUUGUUGAAGGAUGAAACUGAUGAGCGAUUCAUGAACACGAUGAAUGUCAACGUCAAUGGUGUUUCCUACUGUCUGCGGGCUCAAAUCAAUGCCAUGGAAGACGGCUCGAGCAUAGUCAACGUUGCUAGCGUCGCAGCACACAGGGGAAUGGGCUUAGUUGGGGCUUAUUCCGCGAGUAAGCAUGCUGUGCUUGGCCUAACCAGAAGUGCGGCACGAGAAGCACCUGGCAUUCGCAUCAAUGCUGUUUCACCCGGAAGAACCACUACACCCAUGACUGACAGUGGCGACCCUGUCUGGGGUGACGGGCUAACCAGUCAACAAAUCAUGGUACGCAUGGCAGCGCCGAUCGAAAUAGCCAAAGUCAUUGCAUUCUGUCUCUCCGAUGAUGCCAGUUUCGUGACAGGUGCUACUUAUAUGGUUGAUGGCGGAUGGUGUGCCUGA